Ictalurus furcatus (blue catfish) is the source of this 1948-nucleotide messenger RNA. It is a transcript of the gene jpt1b, whose product is annotated as Jupiter microtubule associated homolog 1b. NCBI's taxonomy places the organism in Eukaryota, Metazoa, Chordata, Actinopteri, Siluriformes, Ictaluridae. The transcript has 5 exons. The record is from RefSeq and is a predicted model, not a curated record. Gene Ontology annotation, cellular component: nucleus. Bases 226 to 693 code for a protein of 155 amino acids.
UAUCUUGCUAACCAAUCAGAAGGCGCGCUGCUGUAGUGGGCGGGUCUAUGUGGGCUGGCGUUAAAACUCGAGCGGAACGGCUGCCCAGAUUCCCCUGUUCAUCCCGAGUCGGGCGGAGUCCAUGCGGACGGGAUAUCAAGGAUUUUUUACACGUCCUAGUGGCUAGAUUUUUAGCUUUAAACGGUUUCCAGAGCAGGUUAUUAACUCAAUUUAAUCCUGCCCGAGAUGACAACGACGACCACUUUUCAAGGAAUGGAUCCUAGCGCAAAAAAUAGCUCCAGGGUUCUGCGGCCUCCCGGCGGAACCUCCAACAUUUGCUUCGGCACAGACGAGGAAAGGCCGGUGCGCAAGAACAGAAUGGCCUCCAACAUCUUCGCCGAGCCCGAUGACCCCCACGCCCAUCGGAGGAACAACCCACCCGGAGGUGAAGCGACCGGAGUGUUGUGUGGCGAACACUCCGCCCCGUUGAGGCGGUGCCACCAGCCGCCAAUCUACCAAAACAACUCUGAACACCCGGCCAAACCCACGGAGGAAAACCACGAGCAAGUAAAUCAUGAUCAGUCAGAGGAAACCGAAGCCCCCGAGGAAGAGCCUCAACAGCAGCAGAAGGAGGAGGAGCAGAAACAUCCCUCUGGUGCCUCCUCUGGCCGAAGAAACCCUCCUGGUGGAAAAUCCAGCCUCAUUCUGGGCUGAGCGCGCUCACUGAACUCUCUCUCUCUGUCUCUCUCUCUCUCUCUCUCUCUCUCUUUCUUUUUUAAAGAUUCACUCUCUCUUCACUCUCACUCUCAUCAUGUGAGCCAUGGGAUGACUUUUUUUUUUCUUUUCCUUUUUGUCCACUACCACAUGUCUGUAUUAUUGUUUUUCUAUCGCAAAAAAAAGAAAAGAAAAUGAAAGAAAAGCUGGUUGGCAGAAGCACUUUAUGUAAAAGCUCCAUUUCAGCCCAUCAUGAAGAGCGCAGGCCGUGCAGGGGGGACUCAUGGAAGGCAAAGCAAGGAAAAGAUUCGUCGCGCUAAAUUUCUAAAUACAAAUAAAGAUUGAUAUGAAUUUCACUGCCUCUGCUGGUGCUUGUGUAGUAAAACACUGCAUGGUGUAAUCUGUAAAAACAAAAAAAAAACAUUUAAAAAGAUCAUUAGUUUGUGAUUAUUUAAAGGAAACCUCAUACACACUUUCCACAGAUUCAUGCUUUUAUAAAAUUCAUCCUAGACAAUACGAUGUUUUUGUACACGUUUGUGGAUUUGUAAUUAUUUUACAUAUUUAGUAAAGAUUUCAUUUUGACACUACUGAUAAAACUUACCUGAGAUCUGACUUGUUUUUGAUGUAAAAGUUAAAAGCUAUGUAAAAUAUAAAACACUCCAGGGCAAGUACCCUUAUACCUGCCACUUUGCCAACGAUUACAACUAUUUAUAUAUUAAUAAACAGUGUCAUACUUUUUUAUUGUAUUUAUAGUCAUUUUUAAUGUGGUGGAACAUCUGUAGCCAGUCGUUCCCUCACCAGUCCCUCUUGUUUUAUUUCUUGAAAGCACUAAGACUUUUACUAGUACACAAAAAUUACUUUACUUUAGACUAAUACAAAAAAGUUGUAUUUCUGAGAAAUUGCAAAGCAUACAUUCCUCUGUCCUGAAGAUUUUCCAGUGUCAGAAACUUAAAGCUUUAACUCUGAGUGUUAGAAACUGCUGGCACUAGAGACUCCUUCCAUAAAUGCUCCAGAAAUUAUCUAAAAAACAAACAAACAAAAAAAAACAGUUGUAGCUCCAUUUAAAGUAUGAAUCACAUUGUUCCUCAGCACACAGUAUGGUGUCACUUCACACCAGCGUCAGUCAGACUUUCAUGCUCUGUAAAGUGUGAAGACAGAAUUGUACUGUAUAUCACAAGUAAUUCGGGGAAUUCUGGCUCUUUUCAGUGAGUCAGUAUAUUUGGCUCACCAAAUAAAUCCGAUAAACUCAGCAAAA